Messenger RNA from Arabidopsis arenosa, 2547 nucleotides. The record is from the annotation of a GenBank genome assembly. NCBI's taxonomy places the organism in Eukaryota, Viridiplantae, Streptophyta, Magnoliopsida, Brassicales, Brassicaceae.
CUCUCUCUCUCUAUCUCCUCUCUAGAUCUAAAAAUCUCUUCUUUUCUCAAUCUCUGUUAUAAAAACGAUGAAGUCACCAGCGAAGAUCGGAGAGAAUCGGUUCUUAGGAAACCUUUCGUCUUCUUCUUUCCGAAAUCUGCUUCCUAGAUCCGUCUACGCCAAGCAGAAAUCGAUCCAAAAUUCAGAUACUAAGAGUUUCAGAUCCAACGACGAGAACGCUCCUCCUUGUGACCCAAACAUACAAACUAAUCAUCAUCUCAACAACAACAACAACGAUCUUCACUUGAAGAAAAAAUCGCCUCAAAAAGUAUUUCCUUCUGCGACCCAAAGUCUCCCCAAAGAAUCUACUCAGUUUGAAGCGAAGAGCGUACUCGUCACAAGAGCUAACUCAAUGGCUAAUGAGAUUACAGAGGAAGAUGAUUCAUUGGGUGACCAGAUUCGUGAACUAAAGGAGGAAUUAAUAAGAACCAAGUCUGAUGGGUACAAACCUGAUGGAAGCAAAAAUGGGUACUUUGUGAGGGAGAGCUUGAGUCAAUUGAGAAACAGCAUCAACAAGUCUCUAGUCAUGUCGUGUGAAAACAAAGAAGAAUCAGAAAAGGAAACAAUGUAUGAGGAUGAUGAUGAUGAUGUGAUGGAACUGAGUAAACAUAUUAACAAGUUUCACACUUUCUGUGAUACUGAUGAUUUGAGGGAUUCUAUUCAAUCCUCAUUUGCUAGUGCUUCAGGCUGUGAAGCAGAGUCAAUGAGUGGAGAUGAGAUUUGCUCUGUUGAUAAACACAAGGAUGGGAUUCACAAAGAUUGUGCCUUGGCUGACUCUAAUCCAAGCACUGUGGGAAAUGGUAUUUCAAUCAGUUUACCACACCAAACACGUAUUCUUGAAGAGCCACCUUUGUCAGAAUCUCCAAAGAUUAGGAAUUUUAGGAAGAGCGUGGCUGCGUCGUCAAAGUUUCAGGCAAGUCCUAGGAAUGUAAUUGAGAGCUCCAACAUUGGAAACAAAAAAGUUGAACACUUUGGCCCUUCUAUGUCCAAGAAGCCUUUAAGUCCUACAGAUUCUCUAGCUGCAAGUCUCCAGAGAGGACUGCAUAUUAUAGACUGUCACCAGCGGAAUUCGCUGUCAAACAGAUCUUCUGUUUCCUUCUCGUUCGGGCAUCUCUCUCUGAAGCCUUGCGAUGAAAGCGAUAAUCUUAGUGCUUCGGUUAAACUGUUAGAGGAAGAUAGACCAAAAGAAGGUGGAUCAUCGAUUCUCCUCUGUCUUUCUUGCAGACAGAAACUUGACCAAGAAGCUGAAGGAGGAUAUAAGGCAAUAGAAGAAGCUUGCGCGGAUGAGAAGCAUCUCAAGAACAUAUGUGUGGAGCAGGCUACCAAAAUUGAGCAGCUUACUUGUCAGUUAGACCAAUACAAAAAGAACAAUGCGCAGGAGCCAAGUAAGCUAAUGAAAUCCGAUGAUGGAGAAGAUGAGACAGAGGUCGUGAAGGAAACAUAUGAGACAAACCAACGUAGUGAAGAGUUUGGGAAAGUAAGGAUUGAUCUCAAUGAAAAGGAAGCUCUUUUAAAGGAGAUUGCAGAGCUAAAAAGUAAGUUGCAGCCUACAAAAUCAACGGAUAAUCUGAGAUCUUCUUUGCUGUUACGGUCUUUCCAAAUGAGGAAGAGCACUGAUUUUACCAAGAACAUUGAGAACAACAACGAUGCUAUAGAAGAAGAACGUGAAAGGUGGACAGAAAUGGAGAGUGAAUGGAUAUCUUUAACAGAUGAUCUAAGGAUGGAUAUUGAUAGCCAUCGUAGACACGCAGAGGAUCUAGAGAUAGAGCUCAAAAAGGAGAAAAUGGCUACAGAGGAGUUAAAUGAUGCUCUUAGUAGAGCUAUGCUUGGUCACAGUAGAUUCAUCGAGCAGUACACAGAACUGCAGGAAAAGUAUGAUGAAUUAGCUGAGAGACACAGUGUGACGAUGGCAGGAAUAGUUGAUGUGAAGAAAGCAGCGGCUAAAGCUGCUCUGAAAGGUCGCCACGGGAAGCGUUUUGCAAAAGCUUUUUCAGCUGAGCUUACUGCCAUUAGAGCUGCGAAGGAGAAAGAAAGAGAGUUCUUGAAAAAGGAGAACAAGGGCCUCAAAAUUCAACUGCGAGAUACUGUUGAAGCUGUCCAAGCUGCUGGAGAAUUACUUGUCAGACUCCGAGAAGCUGAGCAAGCUGUACAAUCCUCUGAGGAACGUUUCAGCAUAAUCGAAGAAGAGAAUGACAAGUUGAAGCAGCAAAUGGAGAAGUUAAAGAGUAAGCACAAAACAGAAAUGAGCACAAUGAAGCAAUAUCUUGCAGAAAGCAAAUUACCUGGGUCUGCACUAGAGGCAUGGUUCAAGGAGAAUGAGCAAGAGGAAGAAGAACAACAUGUAUCAUCAUCAGAACACAGAACCGGUGUGGUUAGCUAUGACGAUUAUACAGACGAUCAGGCAUGGAGAGCUGAGUUUGGAGCCAUAUAUCAAGACCAUGACCAUCAUUACUGAUUCAUGUCACAAAUUGUUCCAUUUCAUUUCAAGAACAAAAAACUUCUUUAGUC